CAGUCGCAUACUAAGAUGGCGGCGUGGCGGGUUCUUGAAAGUAAACUUUAACUAUACACGUUUUCUUUGGUCCUGUCUCGGUACGUCUGAGUCUAAACCUGUUGUUUAUGCACAGUAUUUAGGUACAUCGAUAAGAUGGCAAAUGAUCCAAAUCGUUUCACUGCACAGGACGGUAGAGAUUCGUUUGAUGCUCUGAUGGCAACCCCCGAGCAGCGGCAGGAAACAAAGAGCAGGGCCAUGCGUCGCAGCAUUGGAGUCAACCUUCAGAAAUCUCUACAGAUUCUAGAUGAGGCAAUAGGAUCGCCACCUACAGGAAGCAUCCUGCGUACCAAGAGGAGAAGUAUACGACAGAGCAUGCUAACACCAUCGCAGUUGUCAGAAUCAAGGUUUGAUUCAUCAGCUGUCUUUGGGAAUUCUUUCAACCGGACACCAGGAGCGUCAAAUAUGAUAAUCAAUGAUAGCCUACUGGAUCCAACCGUAACUCUGCAUGGAGAUGCUUUACAGAGAAAAAGAGGAUUUAAUCAGGAUUUGACCACAACUAAUGUAACACGAUUGUUGGAGGAUGAUCCAAAUCUCGCAGGGAACAAGGCUCUGUCAGAGCGGGUGCAGCUGAUGCAGUCGCUCGUGCAGAAGGCCGCGCCGGGGCAGGCGCGCUUCCAGCAGCUGACGGACGUGCUGCUGCACCUGACGCAGGAGCGCGACACGUGGGAGCUGAUACGCACGCUCUUUUUCGACCGGCUGCAGACGGCCGCCGAGGAGCUCGACGACGCCGACUCGAUGGAGGGCGUCGAGAUGCUGGAUGCUCGAUUGAGUGACAAGGAUAUAGUGAACAAUCUGUUCAAGAAAGAGGCACCAACAAGACAGAACCAGUUGGUGAUCGACUGGCUGGAACUGUCUGCCGCACAGAUGCUGUCAGAGAAGUAUGAUCGUGUUGAGUUCUUCGCUGACAACUCUGUGGCUUGGGAAAAUACACUGAUGUAUUUACAUCAACGGAGGGAAAACGUUCCUAUUGGACAUGACCGGCCUAUUGUGACAGAGCUUGACCCAGAUGCCCCUAUCAGACAAAACAGACCUCUUGCUGACCUUGACAGGGAAGAUGAAGCUCGAUUGCUGAAAAACAUAUUUGUGUACAUCAGAGCCGGCCAGUUGCAUGAGGCUGAGGAACUGUGCGUAAAGUGCGGGCAGGCGUGGCGGGCCGCGACGCUGGAGGGUUGGCGUCUGCACCACGACCCCAACUACGCCGACGAGGGCGGCAGCGAGGGAGCGGCUCCCGAGGGGAACGUCUACCGCGACAUCUGGAAGGCCGUCUGCUGGCGCCUUUCGCAGGACGAGCGACUGAACCUGUACGAGCGCGCGAUGUACGGAGCCUUCAGUGGCAACCUGCCCGCGCUGCUGCCGGCGUGUCCGACAUGGGAGGACCGGCUGUGGGCGUACUACCGCACAAUGGUCGACGCACGCACCGAGCAGGAGAUACGCACGGACACGAGUACAGAGCGUCCCCUGGAGCAGCUGCCGUCGGCGUACUGGAACAAGAUGUUGACUCCCGAGGUCAUCUUUCAAGAACUACAGGCCAGUCGCGAGGAGACGAUCCGUGAGCAGGCGACGAAGCCGUUCCACGUUGUGCAGCGCUGCGUGAUCGUCGGUGACACAGACACUCUCGUCGAUGAGGCGGCCGACUGGGUGUCGCUGCGGCCGCCCGCUCAUCUGCUGCGCUUCCUCGCCCACCUCGUGCUCUUCCUGCGCACGAUCGGCGCCAAGACGAAGGAACACCUGUGCAUCUCCAUCCUCGAGGCUUACGUGCAAGCUCUCAUUGAGUGCGAUUACAAGGAUCUCGUCGCCUUUUACACGUCAACUCUGCCGCAGGAGCGUCAGGUUGCCUGGUACGCUAAAUUCCUCGAAGGCAUCAGCGAGCGGGAGGAGAGGCAGCACUGUCUGACGCUGGCGCGUGACGCUGGACUCGACGUUCCCCUCAUCACGAAGACGCUCGUCGAGGUCGUGCGCACGCGCGACACCUGUACCCUCACACUCGACGCCGCCAAGACGCCCGCCCUCGAGGCUGCAACCUCCAACGAGGAUCGGCAGAAGAUCGAGGUGAUUGAUUGGCUCGUGUUCGACGAAUCACAGCGUGCCGAAGCCAUGAAACAAGCGAAUGCCGUUAUGAGGACUUUUAUAGCACUGAAGAAGCAUUCGGCUGCGAGGGAGGUGUUCCGGAAGAUUCCGCCGGAUUCGAUCGACUUGAUCGUCCUGCAGACGCGGAUCGAGACGGGCUCCGACGACCUGAUGGCUGAGGAUGACAAUGCUGUCAGAGAGUAUCUCUGCCAUCAGGCCUACCUGGAUGCGCAGACUCCGUUCAACGACUGGUUCCAGUACUGCCACCACGGCGCACCGUCGAAGCCGCGCUCACAGUGGCGCUUGUACGUUCACGACGUGGCGUGCGAGCACCGCAGCGUCAGUAUGGGCGGAGCGCGUGGCAGCGAGUCGCUUGCAGAUGCAGACGCGCCGGCCACGUCGAUCGGUGGGCACAACGUGCUGUCAGAUUCAUGGGCGGCUUGGAUGCGGGACCGGCCAAAGUGGCGAGAAAUUGCUGCAGUACGAGUGCGCCUGCUGCUGCCAUGUAGCCUGGUAUUGAAACAGAAGCUAGAAACUGACGGUCUUCCUUUAUUCUCGCAGGUAUUCCAGAAGGAGGAACUUCGGAGGUUCCUAGAGAAGAUGCGGGAUAGCUCGGUGGCGCUGAUGGAACAGGGUAUGGAUCCCCAGGGAUACGAACCGUCCCGGUGAAACCGAGCGUGUGGUAGAAACCGACAAGAACAAUAACAACAAAAACAACCUGCAGGUGGCGCCACGACACGGACGUGCUUGUGUAAUUAUCGCACAUGUAGGCAAGAUUUCUGCGCGAUGUGGAGAUGCAAUGAAAAUGCAGUAAAAAAAAAAAGGCAACCAUUGCAUUUCUGCACCUCAGCGCUCGAAGAUAUCCUCUAGCUGUUCAUCCUUGUUCGGUCUAACGUGUAGGUCUAGUGUAUCUACCAGGGAGCCAAAGGCCAAGAGGCCUGGAUGGGCACGACACAUCAUACAUGGCAGCCGAUAUAUUGCUGACUCGGCUACAAAGCGUUUUUGCCUCUCGUGGUUUUGGCGGCAUGUGGGGGCUGGACAUCAGCAAUCGUAACGACUAUUGUGAAAAGUAUCGGUUUGUUUAGGAAUUCCCGUCAGGCCUGACCGCAAUUCUCCCGCAAACAUCUAAACAUCGCGGUUACUGUGAAGCAUCGCGAGCGAUCUUUACACGCCGGCCAGCUGGGUAGCACCAGAGUCGCGUCACUGCACUAGGUAUCUUAGAUAUGGUGUUCCCUUUGUGAAGUUGGCGGGAAUGGAUAAUUAUUUUACUGUGCGCUUAUUAUUUACUCCGUAUGUCAGAGCAUAAGCUGUGUUAUGCACGAGAAAAUAAACUAUACGUACAGUCUGUGUACACUUUAUAUCAUCUUAGAUUAUCAUGUGGUAGCUUUUUUCAUGCCCGCUUAUGUGACCACGUGUAAUUCUGUGUAUCUCAAUAAAGGCAAUUGCU
Molecule: messenger RNA, 3556 nt
Organism: Priapulus caudatus
Lineage: Eukaryota; Metazoa; Priapulida; Priapulimorpha; Priapulimorphida; Priapulidae
Product: nuclear pore complex protein Nup107-like
Exons: 23
Coding region: 136-2778 (880 amino acids)
Biological process (GO): regulation of DNA-templated transcription; protein import into nucleus; post-transcriptional tethering of RNA polymerase II gene DNA at nuclear periphery
Cellular component (GO): nuclear pore; nuclear pore outer ring
Molecular function (GO): structural constituent of nuclear pore
Source: RefSeq, a predicted model, not a curated record